Messenger RNA from Mollisia scopiformis, 2781 nucleotides. RefSeq lists its product as uncharacterized. Gene Ontology annotation, molecular function: protein binding. The transcript has a single exon. The record is from RefSeq and is a predicted model, not a curated record. NCBI's taxonomy places the organism in Eukaryota, Fungi, Ascomycota, Leotiomycetes, Helotiales, Mollisiaceae. Bases 50 to 2557 code for a protein of 835 amino acids.
CAAGUCGAUAUGAAAACAACACCCAUACAAUAAUGCCACAUCACAGCGAAUGUCCCUGGGAAGCCGUAUCGCGAUACGAGGCAGGGCCGCAAUCAUUGCAAGUCUAGUCUCGACUCCCAGGGAGCCUUUAUUAUUCCUCUAUCCGCAAUGGGCCAGAAGCUCAUCAACUGCUUCUCAAGCGGCAGCUUUCAAGAAGCCAACGGAUGCCUCGACGGAGAAUUCGACAGAGUCAUCUAUCUACACUUCAAACUCCGCCUCGAUAGAUCCUCUGAUCGAUGCUAGAGAUCCCCUCAACUCGAGUUCUUCUGCCAAAACUCCUCCCGGCGAAUUUCGCACAAAAGCAGUCAAGAAACGCGCCAAUAUCGACUCGGCGCAGUAUAAGCCUUUGGCUAUCAGAAAUCAACUUUCGAAUCCUACGAAGAGCCCUGGAUCCGAAGCUCUGUUGGCUGAACUCAGCUUUGCAAAAGAGGAACCUGUCUGCACCCCACCCGCUACUUCGAUACUGGACGAUGUUCAAAGCAGAGCUCGCAACAUUCUUCAUGCUGCAGAACGCAAGCGAAUUUCAGAGCAAACAGCUCAUCAUAUACGAGAAGAAUAUCAAGAGAAUAGGAGGCUCAGCACAAACAACUGGAUCCCUGACUGGCGUGUAAUCCUCCGGGACUUGACCCGAAACACACCUCACCAUGGACAAUGGUUCGAUAGGCAGAUUCAAGUCAUUGUACCUCCAAGCGAAAAGCUACUCUUCAUGUGUGGCCUGGACGAUGACAUGCGGGUUAUUGGCGACAAGUAUGGAUGCUCUAUUGAGCUAGGACCUAGCUACCGUGCUAAGCAUGAAGAUGGGAUUUUCGUUUUAUCAGGUUCGAGAUCUGCCAUCAGCAGAACUCUUGCCGACGUCCUUCGUUUAGCCCCAGAUGCGAAGAUCACCACAAAUGACACUCCUCGAGUCUCUCUUGACGAAUCAAGAAUAUCCUGUUCCGCUGGUGUGCUCGAAACUGUAAACAUACGACCCGUUAUUUCAAUACCUCGAAGCAAUAGCAAAAUCCGCUCAACACGGCCGGAAGAGAUUCCCAAACCGCCUGUUUGGACUAAACAUUCGUUCUUAGACUAUGUCAAGGCUGUAACAACUUUCGAACCUCCGAGAAGUGUGCUAGAAAAAGAGGCACGGGAACAGUACUUUGAUGAAGUUCGACUUAUUCUUCACGGCCUGUUCAGAGAUCCAGACGAGGCUCGCAAAGCUGCGAUAACCGGAGCGGCAUGCCACGAAGCUCUUCAAUACUUUGUCAAAUUCAACCGGAUUGAUCAGGUCCGCGUGCUAUUCGUUCGUAUGGAGCUCCUAGGCAUGCCACUCUCACCUGAAACUUUCAAUAUCAUGCUUCGUGGUGCUGCUAAACAAGAAGAUCUCCACAACUUUCACUUCAUCCUUCAUUUGAUGCUCCGGCGAGGGCUGGUACCCAAUGGCGCGACUUGGACUGCAUUUAUGAUGACUCUACCCGAUUUCCAGUUGAAAAUGCAUGUUGCGACUAAGAUGAAACGAGGGGGACUUUUGCGGCAUGUGCCUACGAUGAAAGCUGUCUGUGAACAACUUAUCAAACCGGAAGUCGAGCUGUCACUAGACGCAUUUCAGGACCAAGCAACCUUCGUCUCGCAUAUGGAUGCUCGCUACGGCCGGAACUGGCUCAGUCUGGACAGCGCCAAUCGUGUUCUCAAUGAGCUUGGAGCUAGAGGAUUGAUAUCUCGGUGUUGGGACUUUUUGCAUCUCAUGGAUUCGCGGUAUAUUCGACCUGAUGGAUAUUCCGUAAACACUAUUCUCAACCACUGCAAACAGAUUGACAAUCUGGGUGGUGCAAUUGAGUUCUUGCAGAACUUCUCAGCAAAGUGGGGUCUCGAACCGGAUGAGGAUACCUACGACAUUCUGUUCCGCAUGGCAUGGCAAGAACGGCAUUACAACAUGGCCAAAGUUGUAUGGAAAUAUGCGUGUAUUGCCGGAAAAACGUCUUAUGGUAUGCGAUAUGAUGUUCUGCACAGUAUGCGUGCCGGUUGGAGGAUGCCCAAUACUCCAAAGUUACGCUUCGAAUGCUAUGCUGGCACUGUCGUCUCUGGGUCAUAUUAUGGCUGGAACCCUACUCCUGCUAUUUCAGAAUUUGUCAACAGGCCUCGGCUUGCUUCAAUCGAUACUGCAGAGAUGUUACAGCUCCCCUUGAUUAAAUCCGAACUAUUGCCUACCCCACCGGAUCUACUCCCUGUUUAUAAACCCUUUGCGUACGUAUAUUCCGACUCCUCAGACAAGCAGGUCGGUUACGAGGUGAAAGAUGAAGAGUUUGAAAAGCUUUACGAAACUUUAUGGCAGAGAUUUAGCGUGGAUUUGCAUAUGACCAAGUUCAGAGUCACACCUCGAUACUCAUUUGAGGAAAGUUUACAGAUCGCAUGGAACAUGGACAAGAAUUGGAGGGAAAGCGGGGCUUAUAGAGAUUGGAGACUGAGCGAGUUGACGGCGAAGGCAAUUCGCGUGGACCUGAAAGUAGAAGAUUUUGGGAAGACAUUUUGGACAUCAAUGUAAUACUAGAUGCAGCGGCUACACGGUAGCACAAUAUUACUGUAUAGAGACUCUUGUAUCAUAGCACAGGCGUUUCGGUACUUGUGGAUAAGAAUAGUAUGUAUAUGAUACCAGCAGCUUGUUGGAAACAAUUGAUCCGCUCUUGUCAAGCUCAACUUAUACAAUAACGCCCUCCUAUUUGUAAGCCGUUCCAGUAUUGACACAAACUUCAGAUACAUAAACAAGAA